Molecule: messenger RNA, 1653 nt
Organism: Nannochloropsis gaditana CCMP526
Exons: 1
Source: RefSeq, a predicted model, not a curated record
UGCAACAGCCGCCUCAAAAACAGCUGCAUCACGUAAUAAAGGAUAGAAAUAGUCCUACUUUUUAUCAGAAACGCUCUCGUCUCGUGUAUCUGCCCCGAGUGGGUCCCCUGGAGCGGACGAUGAAGUGGGCACUAACAGGUUUCGCCAUUUAUCUAGCCUUAACUUUCCUGGGGGUUGUAUUCCUCGUGCUAAAGAGCCUGGAAUUUGAUAAAUUGCCUCCUUUUGCUCGCACGGGCUUAAUUUUGAAAGGUUACUGGCUGAUUUUUACCCCUUUCUGGGCCGCCGACCUCGUGGCUUGGAUGGUGGUGCUUUGGGCCUUGCAUUGGACUUGCUCGUUGCGCACUAGCGGUGUACAGCAUGAAAGUCGAAUUAUGGCCCCUUCGUCUCAUAGAGAAGCUCAGAAGACUUUAAGUACAGAAAUGUUGCCCUUGUUCCAGAUAGUGAUGCGUGCGCUUCUUAAUGCAACACCAUUCUUACUGUGCAUCACCGCGGCGCACAUUUUACUCUUCAUUUUCCUGCAGAGCGGAGGAGGCAAUUUUGGGCGACCAUGGGUGUCUUUGUGGUUGGCAAUUUUGCCUAUUGUCUUGUGGGAAAUGCUUGCAUUAAUAAGCGCGAUAUGUUUAAGGACGGGAUCCUUUUCCAAAGCGUUGGGUUGGCUACUGAUACUCUUCGCUACUUUGAUGGUCGGCCUGCGCUUUUCUUCGCCGCCCUUCCCCUUAUCAAGCAUCCCCUGCAUACGAGCUGCGCAUAAUGCACCUCUAUGGGUGACAUUUACACCGUUUUGGGCGCUGGAAAUCCUAUUACUCGCCACAUUGGUGUACGUGUCCAUUCAAGCUUGUUGUGCCCGGCGUUAUCGCCUUUCUUCCCAGCAUGUAUCCUGCAUCAUUCUAUACACCAGCAGUCUUGGAUUUUUGGCAUUGGCCUCUGUAAUGUUUGCCUGGCGACACGGGACCUGGGAAUCAGGACUAAAUCACGCAUUGCGUCUUCAAAACUUCUCCGACACGCUUUCGGGCAUUGCCACCUUGUGCGCCGUGGGCUUUGCGGAGCUUGGAUUUUAUCUUGUAGCAGCCGACGAAGUUGAGCAUUUGACUACGAGUCAUGGCUACGAGGACCCCAUGCCCUUGAGUCGAACAGCUCGCGGAUGGGAGCCAACAGGAGCGCGUGUUUCGAACUGGCUGUUGCUGGGUCGCCUAGAGGAGACGGCCCGCCUCAUGCGCCGCGGUGGGUUGGCUGGAACGAGUGGUAGCACAACCGCUGCAGCUGGGCGAGGGCUGUCAGGUGUAGGCGUGAAUAUGACAAGGAAUUCACCCCUGCGCGAUUACCAAGGAUACAGUGGACGGGAGGGUCGUGAGCUGCGGCGAAGUAAUUCGGGAUCCUACGCUGACCUCUAUGACGAUUUGUAGCGACAAAUACAGAUUGGAAGGAUAUUCCUGGUUUUUAUGGGAGGGACGAUCCGAUGCCUGCUAGUGGACACGGUUGACAAAGCAGGUCUCGGGAUAUGUUUUGUCGCUCGCAGCAAAAAGUUGAAUGGCGGGUGCUGCUUGGAAAAGCACACAGAUGAGAGGGAGAGAGCGGUAUGUACUCAAAUUUUGAGAAACUUUUGUAAAGUAGAAAAGGACACGUCCGAAAAAAAUCAGCGAGAGAACGGUAAAA